Molecule: messenger RNA, 1610 nt
Organism: Oncorhynchus nerka (sockeye salmon)
Lineage: Eukaryota; Metazoa; Chordata; Actinopteri; Salmoniformes; Salmonidae
Product: LIM domain only protein 7-like
Exons: 14
Coding region: 42-1511 (489 amino acids)
Biological process (GO): regulation of signaling; regulation of cell adhesion
Source: RefSeq, a predicted model, not a curated record
UGACACUUACAGGUCCAACUGAUACCAGCGGAGAUGCAACGAUGGUGAAACUGGCCCAGAUCAACGGACAAGAGGUGGUGACCUCUAAGAGCAGGAAGGGAGGUUUUCAGGACGAUCCUCUGACUGUCCGAAGUAAAGAACACGAUCUGAUUGUUUUGAAAACCCAGAAAAGGAGAGCAGAGUUCUUUAAUCAGGAAGCCUCACCAGGAGUCAGCUCUAUGGUCUACCUGUGUGGAGGAUCGGCGUCGGCAAUAUCUGAUCUCCAGGUGCCGUCCCUCAGCACCUCCCCCUCCAGUUGGUCCUGGGACCCCGAGGAAGAGAGGAGGAGGCAGGAGAAGUGGCAGGAGGAGCAGGAGCGCCUCCUACAGGAGAAGUACCGUCAGGACCAAGAGAGACUGGAUGCUGAGUGGCAACAGGCCCAGGAGGAGGCAGGGGUGGAGGUAUACAGGCAGGCUGAGGUGACUCCUGAUCCUCUACCGUCCAGAUGCAUCGUGGGAUACGUAGUCCCUUGUGUCAAAUCAUCCACACCGAACAUGGAGAGUUCAGGAGAGAUGACCAAUGGGAUCGCUAGCCUUGCCAGUCCUCAGCCAGCCUUGAGCCAGCCCAUGCCCUCUGUUGCCCAUGUGGCAUCCAAUCAAAAGGUUGUUUUUGACGGGAGAAGGGAGGAGCCUCGUCCUCAAGGGAGGAAGCUGGAAGAGGAGACUGAAGUGACAGAAGGAGAUAAUUGGUCUGGGUACUCCUAUGGUUUCACCCAGCUAUCUAUAGCUGACAGGAUGAAAUCCAAGUCCUCCCCAUCGCUGGAGGGUUUCCACAGACAGGAGGUGAAAGGCGCUACCAGGGAGGUCGCUAGGAGGAAGCCUCCUCAGAGCAUGUCGUUAGUAGAGGCUGAGAGGCAACAGAUCCUGGACGAGAUGAGGAAGAGGACCGCUCUGCUGACCGACAACAGCUGGAUACGACAACGCUCCACCUCUGACAACAAACAACCAGCUAACCGGCGAGGGCCUUUGAGGAGGUACGACUCUCUGGACAACCUUCCCUCUUCUUCCACCCUGCUCUCCAACCCCCAACGCCCCCACUCCUCCCUGGGUUUCUCCGCCCCGUACCGCACCCCCUCCUCCCGGCACAGCAUGGGUGUGGCCCUGGGGGGUUACUCCAACGGGACCCAGAAGCACAGCCCUACCUGGCCCCGCCCCUUCAGCACAUCUUCCCCCCCGCCCAACACCGGAGAGGAACCCGCCACCGGCGAAUCACGACCCGUCUCACAGCAACACCACCGAGUGCUGACUUCUCGUCAGGUGUGUUCAGUGUGUGUGUGUCCUAUGGGCAGAGGGGCUGCCAUGGUCAUUGAGACCCUGAACCUCUGCUUCCACCUGGCCUGUUUUCAGUGUGUGGACUGCAGGUGCCGACUUGGAGGGUCAGAGGUCAGAGCCCAGAUCAGAAUCAGCAACGGGAAGCCUUACUGUGACCCCUGCUACAUCCGACUCAAGUCCCACCUUGCCACCUCCCUGUGACCAGAAUGCAUUGCAGCAGAUUGAGGAAGAGACGACGACGACGACAUCAACCUCAAACACGACAAUGGAGAUCUUGACUAUGACCUCGUGUUGACCUUG